AUGGAUGAUUUUAUAAAUGAUGAAAUAAACUCAACUGAUGAAAAUGAACCAGUUUUACUCGAAAUUAAUGAUUUAAUAAAAACAAAAUGGAGGAAAAAUAGAGGUUCCAGAAAUAUAUAUUUGAAUUCAAGUGUAUAUUAUUACAGACCACAAUUGGCAAGACAUAAUAAUGUCGAUGAUUUAGGCGAUUACAAUGAUAGUGAAAGAGAUGAUGAGUGUUUACUUUCCCAUGAAAAAAUUUCAAAUCAUGUAAAUAAAGAAAAUUAUGAUAAAAAAUCGUUCAUAUAUUAUUUCAAAUUAAUAUUUUUACGCUCAAAAUUAACAAAUUAUUAUGAACAAGGAAUUAAUAAAAUGAAAAAUGUUUUUACUAGCGACAAAAAAAAAGAAAAUAAUUUUUUUGAUUAUUCAAAUAAUUUCCCAUCUGAAUAUUUGAAUAUAUUAGCAACCCGUUUAUAUUAUUCAAAAAUUACGAAAUAUUUAUAUUUUUUUGUUAUUAUCUUAAAUAUUUAUAUCCUCAUGACUACUAUUUUUACUCAAAUGAUGAGUAAAUUUGUUGUUAUUUCAGAAAUUUUUGUGAUAAUCAUGUUAUUAAUAGAAGUCUUAUUGCGACUAACAACACAGGGAAGCCGUUAUUUUUACCAUUUCGAUGGUUUGUUUGAUGUAAUAAUAACCAUUAUGUGUUUCCUUUUGCUGAUAAGUAGUGGAGAUUUAAAAGUAUUUUAUGCAGAUAAUACUGUUAAAACAAAAAAAAGCGAAAUUGAAGAAAUUAUUUCUCAGAGUUUAACAAUCUUGCGUUUUUCACUUCAAUUUUUUCGAACUAUAACUCUUUUUAUGCAUUGCAAAAGAACCGAGGAACCCGUUGAGAAAAUAGAUUUUUCGUUACUAAACUUGCCAAAUGAUGAUGCAUAA
Molecule: messenger RNA, 909 nt
Organism: Plasmodium yoelii
Lineage: Eukaryota; Apicomplexa; Aconoidasida; Haemosporida; Plasmodiidae
Product: conserved protein, unknown function
Exons: 3
Coding region: 1-909 (302 amino acids)
Source: RefSeq, a predicted model, not a curated record